UCACUUCACAUCUAAUAUUUUUUGCCGUACGGCGUACACGUGUAUAUGUAUCUUAAUUCUAAAUUCCGAAAUAAUGCGAAACGUCAAUAAAUAAUCUAAAAUGAAAACAGAAGAUGUAAAUACAAAUACAUUCUGCAGCUCAAAAAUACAUAUUCGAAUAUGACAUGAUAUGGCUCGAUUAUUAUUAAUAUUGAAAUGUAAAGAAAUAUAACAGAAUUUCUUAUCCAAAUGCAACCUCCGUGCAGGAUUUGCACUCACCUUACUCCGCCGGCUGCUUUCAAUCCACGCACUUUGGAAAGCCGUUAUAAAUCGCCUGUCACAAGACGAAGAGAGUACUACGAGCCAAGGAGGUGUGAUGCGAAAGUCGGCACGAAUUCGAUAUACGGAUUUAAUUCACGUUUCUACAAUGUCGAUCGUCCUGUAAACAAAAUUCAAGAAUUAAAGAGUAGUGUUCCGAAUCCCGAUAGACCGAAGUGUCAUGAUGACGGGACGGAGGGUUUGUUAAAAUCGCCGCGAGAAGUCGAAAUGAAUGAUCUAAAGGACGCUCAUUGUGCAGUAGUAACAUGUUUACGGGAAAUGGAAAAGAUAAAGACAUUUCUGGAGGACGAGAAUUCUUGGUGGAAAAUUCUAAAGGGACGUACGAUCGAGUGUUGCCAGCAAAAGCUGCCGCAUCUCCACGGGGUUUUGGACGGAUCAUCUGUUACUUUAAUAUUGCUUGAAGAAGGCACGGACGAGGCUCCACGUCGUUUUGUAACAUCAAUACCGAAAAAACAAAAUAAUAUUGCCAGUUCAAAAUUCGGCACUUCUCGAAGAGACUUGACGAGCGAGACGAAGUCCCGAAUAGAACACAUGGACGAGUACGCGGAUUCUGACACAAUUCCACAUUACAGUCUCGAUGUAAAAUCAGCUUUGAUUGAAGUUACAAGUUCCGAUAUUAACAACCACGAACCGACCCAACGGUACGUUAAAAGAGCUGUUACGAGUGAACAGAGUAUUGUUGCUUCCGAAUUUUGGACGGACGGAAUACAAGAAGAUGAAAGCGAACAAAAAAUACCAGAGACAUCACAUAAAUCCAAAGAAAUACGUAACAGUACACAGCAUGAAGAUAAAGAAAAGAGGAUUGAUAGAUCAAUUGUGCCACCGAAAGAAAUACGAUACGGUCAGACCAGCCGGAUGUUCAAAGAUACAUUGAAGCCUCAAGAGGCAUUUAGCAAUGAAAAUAUCGAAAGCAAAAAGAACAUAACAAACGAUUUUGAAUCAAACGUGGAUUUAAGCACGGAGAUUCCGUCCAGAAAUGUGUCAAGUCAUAAAUCGAGAAUAAACACGAUCAAAGAUCGUGUGAAAAUUUCGUUACAUUCCAACAAAACUAACAACAAAAAUUUCAAGGUCUAAAAGCAGAGAUUAAUGUUUAGUAUAUGUAUUCAAAGAAACAAAUAAAUUUUACAUACCGAUA
Messenger RNA from Wasmannia auropunctata (little fire ant), 1453 nucleotides. RefSeq lists its product as uncharacterized. The coding region runs from base 229 to 1392 and encodes 387 amino acids. NCBI's taxonomy places the organism in Eukaryota, Metazoa, Arthropoda, Insecta, Hymenoptera, Formicidae. The record is from RefSeq and is a predicted model, not a curated record. The transcript is spliced from 7 exons.